This is a messenger RNA of Belonocnema kinseyi, 3098 nucleotides long. RefSeq names its product histone deacetylase HDAC1 (gene HDAC1). Lineage: Eukaryota; Metazoa; Arthropoda; Insecta; Hymenoptera; Cynipidae. The record is from RefSeq and is a predicted model, not a curated record. The coding region runs from base 101 to 1591 and encodes 496 amino acids. Gene Ontology annotation, molecular function: histone deacetylase activity. The transcript is spliced from 9 exons.
GCUGUGUUCGGUCGGGUCUUGGACUAGUGUGACUAGUGUUGAACACCGCGCGUUUAAUUUUCAAUAAAUAUAUUUAAAUAAUUUAUAAAAAACCGGAAAUAUGUCUACUUUACCGCACAGCAGAAAACGCGUUUGCUACUACUACGACAGUGACAUAGGCAAUUAUUACUAUGGGCAGGGCCAUCCCAUGAAACCGCACCGCAUAAGGAUGACACACAAUUUACUCUUAAAUUAUGGACUUUAUCGUAAAAUGGAAAUAUACCGUCCGCACAAAGCCACUGCUGAUGAAAUGACGAAGUUUCACAGUGACGAGUAUAUCAGAUUCCUGAGGUCAAUCAGGCCCGAUAACAUGACAGAAUACAAUAAACAAAUGCAAAGAUUUAACGUUGGAGAAGAUUGUCCCGUUUUCGACGGUUUAUACGAAUUUUGUCAAUUAUCGGCCGGUGGCUCAGUGGCAGCGGCCGUGAAGCUCAACAAACAAGCUUCCGAAAUUUGUAUAAAUUGGGGUGGUGGUUUGCAUCACGCGAAAAAGAGCGAGGCGUCCGGAUUUUGCUAUGUAAACGACAUAGUUCUCGGCAUUUUGGAAUUGCUCAAAUACCACCAAAGGGUCCUCUACAUCGACAUCGAUGUUCAUCAUGGCGAUGGAGUUGAAGAAGCUUUUUAUACUACCGACAGAGUCAUGACUGUUUCCUUCCACAAGUACGGGGAAUAUUUCCCCGGAACUGGUGAUCUUAGAGAUAUAGGCGCAGGAAAGGGCAAAUACUAUGCAGUCAACAUUCCUCUGCGUGAUGGAAUGGACGACGAAAGUUAUGAAUCCAUUUUUGUGCCAAUCAUUUCCAAGGUCAUGGAAACUUUUCAACCAUCGGCAGUUGUUUUACAGUGCGGUGCUGAUUCUCUUACCGGAGACAGAUUAGGGUGCUUCAAUUUGACAGUGCGAGGUCACGGAAAGUGCGUUGAGUUCGUGAAAAGGUACAAUCUUCCCUUCCUGAUGGUCGGAGGUGGUGGUUACACGAUCAGAAACGUGUCGAGGUGUUGGACAUACGAAACUUCGGUCGCCCUCGGAUCUGAAAUAGCCAACGAAUUACCUUACAACGACUACUUUGAGUACUUUGGACCUGACUUCAAACUUCACAUUAGUCCAUCGAAUAUGUCCAAUCAAAACACCACCGAGUAUCUCGAAAAGAUUAAGACGAGGCUUUUCGAGAACUUGAGAAUGUUGCCUCACGCACCAGGUGUGCAAGUACAAGUUAUUCCAGAAGAUGGUGCUGUGAUUGACGAUUCGGAACUGGAAGAGAAAAUAAAUCCUGACGAGAGAUUACCACAAAGAGAUUUGGACAAGAGGAUACAACACGAAAAUGAGUACAGCGAUAGUGAGGAUGAAGGAGAAGGCGGUCGAAGGGAUAAUCGGUCUUUCAAGAUUUUUCGGCAGGGCUCGAGGAAAAGGCCGAGGCUAGAAAAGGGUCAGGAUGGUGUAGACAGCGAUCUCAAAAAAGAGGAUGACAUCAAGUCGGAAUCGAAAGAAAAUGAGAAGGACGACAAAUCGAAUUCUACGAAUGAUGAGGCGAAAAAAGAUGGUGGUGCAAAUCCUUGAUAAACAGCAAACUCCGAGUGAUUCUAAUGCUAACUUUAUUUAAUUUCGAGCCGCCUAAACAUAGAUGAUAUAUAAGAAAGAAGAGCGCCCGGUGUCUGAUCAAGCACAGCCUCGAAAAUGAAUUAAGCUUCCAAAACCACCACCGUGUCCCUCUUUCAUACUGUACAGUUUAAAGAGAUACCUAAUUUUUCUAGACAAAUUUCCAACGCACCGAGAAGAUAUUCGUGGCGCACAACAGAGAAAGGACACUAAUUUCUUCAAACUCUUUCUAUUUAUUAUCAAAAAAGAUUUAAAAAAAGAAAGAAAAAGUCGGAAACCAGUAUCGGAAGGAAUCAUUUUCUAGACCGCGCGUGUGCGUUUCCAUGAGUGAUUCUUCUGAUUUUUUUGAUUUUUAUUUUGAAUAAAAAUGAUUAGAUAAUUUGCUUAAACUGGUGAGGCAAAUUUGACUGAAGUCUGAUUGAUAUACGUCUAUCUAUACAUCUAUAUAUACAUCUAUCUAAUAUUAGUUGUUUGAAUUAGCCGAAGAGUCAAUUCGGGGGUGAAAUUACUUGUAAAGAAGAGAGAAAGGAUCUCAUUUCGUUCCGUUGUAAAGAAUCUGAUUAUCGUGAGGAGGAGGAGGAGGAGGGAGGCUGGACUUUUGAUUUCUUAUGCAGAAAACAGAGGAUUUACUCGUUGUACGUAGAUUGAAAAUAUUAUUUUUGAAAUUUGUAAAUUUCGUUUGUGAUGUUCAAGAUAGGUUUGUCUUGCCUGAUUCAUUGAGAGAUGUUUUUUUCUUGACUGAACCGCAGUGGGUUGACGCGCAGUUUGUACGCAAAUCGAUUGAUCAAUCGAGAAUAAUUAUCAGAGCCGCCGAGGAUUGAUGAUGUUUGGCUGCUUCCUACUUCUGUAAAUAUCGCGAAACACAGUUUUCAACUAUUUUCCAACGCGCACCUAUGUUUGUUUUAGUGUGUCCCAAAAAAAAAAAAAAAUAAUAAUUAAUUUUUCAUGCGACAGAGAUUUAAUGUGAACGGAGAGAAUGAAAUUUUAGGUUUGAAUUUAUAGUCUGUCAAUGAGUGUUAUAAUUUCGAGACUAGUUGUAGAGUCUCUCAAUAUAUUGUAAGUGACAUUAACUCUUCAUGUACACAUUCUUCGUCUACUAAUCCGAUUUUUUUACGCGUCGAGUCGCGAGGAAACUCAAAAUAUCAUGUCCUAAUUUUAGAAUAUUUACUUUCGAAUGAAAUGGAUUUACUGAUUAUGUGUCAUGAGCAGAAAGUAAUGUAUAUUUUCGUCAAAAUAUAUUAAAUCGGAUUAGUAUCUUCAUCGGCGUCUAAAUAUAGAAAUUCGUCCUUAAUUCAAUUAUAAAUUACUCAUCGAAAUUUAUUCAUACCCGAAAAGUAAUUUAUGCUGCGUGAAUUUACGUUUUCGGAGAUACAUCAGGCAUUUUAUACUUAUGCCCGCAUACAUCAAUCAUACGAAUGUUUUUAAAUAUUUAUAAUAAAAAAAUAAAGAAAUUUACUAUUGGUAAGGA